This is a messenger RNA of Akanthomyces muscarius, 762 nucleotides long. RefSeq lists its product as uncharacterized. Lineage: Eukaryota; Fungi; Ascomycota; Sordariomycetes; Hypocreales; Cordycipitaceae. Gene Ontology annotation, cellular component: ribosome; mitochondrial large ribosomal subunit. Gene Ontology annotation, molecular function: structural constituent of ribosome; rRNA binding. The record is from RefSeq and is a predicted model, not a curated record. Bases 1 to 762 code for a protein of 253 amino acids. Gene Ontology annotation, biological process: mitochondrial translation. The transcript has 4 exons.
AUGAAGCCCAGCACAUCAUCGACGCUGGCCAAUGCCUUUAGAGGGCUGCAAAUCUGUGGCCCAUCGCCAUUGCGACAAAUUCGAACGCCUUGGCUCCGGCAAUCGGCAGUUUUGUCCACAGCCUGGGCGCAACAACCAAAGUCCUUCUCGACAACGGCACCCGUAUUUGGAACAUGGCUCGAGCCCGAUAUCAACCGAAAGAAGAAAAUGGCCAAGGGGCGUGCGCGUGUGGCCACUGGAGGUUCGACAAAGGGGACUACUGUCAUCUGGGGCGACUAUGGCCUGCGCAUGACGGACAAGCAACGUCGCAUCCCCGCAAAGUCGCUGAAGAUGGCGGAGGACACUAUUAAGACGCGACUCCGAGGACAGAAAUACCGACUGUACAAGCGCAAGUGCUGCAACAUUGGUGUCUACGUCAGCGGUAAUGAGAUGAGAAUGGGUAAGGGAAAGGGUUCUUUUGAUCACUGGGCGACGCGAAUGGCAGUUAGCCAGAUUCUGUUUGAGGUUCGCGGACGCAUCCACGAGCAGAUUGUUCGUGAUGCAUUCCGACUGGCCGGGAACAAGCUACCUGGACAAUGGGAGUUUGUUAAGAAGGGUGAGGCGCCAGUUGUCGGCAUCACCAAACUCGACGGUGUUACGCUUGAAGAGCUCAAGCGUCCCAGACGCCAGCUUCCACCGGUGCAGAUUAUCGAAGAGGCCGGCACUGCUCCGUCGAUCUCAGAGGGCUGUGGCCAGCAGCGACAUGUCUUGAUAGAGGGUUGA